AGACUCAUACAGCGCCGACGGCCUUCCCGAGCCUGUCAUCAUAGUGAUGUGAUUGCUAGAGCGACCUCGAAGUAGCCGCUUGGCGGCUGAUGGAGGCAUUCCCCUAACCGGAAGUUUGAAAGCCGGACGUCUCUCUAUUUUUGUCCGAGAGCUCUUUGUGAUUCCGAAAAGGGGAGGGGCUAGCUCUUCGGAGGGCGUGAUGAACCGUUUGAAUAUGGCGGGAAAAAGGAGAACUUAGUUGGACGGCAGUUAAGUUCCAGGUCUUCUAUUCGGAAAGAUAGGCCAAGUCUGAGGGAAUUGGUAAGUCUCCAGGCUCCACCCCAAAGUCCCAGGUCUUUCCUUUGUUGGAACUGGGAACCCUAGGAACUGACAUCUGUAGUCUGAAGAGCUGGUGUAAUUCCUGGAGAUAUCCAGGUCCUGCCUGGAGGCUGGCAACCAAAAGGAAUGCUGGAGGCAAGGAUUCCCUAGGCCUAGUUAAAACUACACUGCCUCAGACUAUUUUUUUUGUUCCAGUUUCCAGAUUUCUACAUAGUGUGGACAGUUUUUGCUCAUCAAGAUGUCGGGAAAUGUCAUGAUCUACGAAACCCAGUUCUUUGGCUUCACCCCUCAGACAUGCAUGAUGCGUAUGUACCUUGCAUUCCAAGACCAUCUCUGUCACAUAAUGCUGAUAAUAGAAGAGGUGAUCCUGAAGAAACUGGAGAGCAUGCGCUACACUAAGCUCACACCUUCUUCAAUCCGUCGAAGCAGUGAGAAAUUCCUUGCCUAUAUGAGGAAACACUCUGACCAGCUAUUUGGCAAAAUGGAACCAGUGCUGCUACAGGUGGUGCUAACUAUCCCAGAAAAUGUUUUGCUCCCUGAAGACAAAUGCCAGGAGCAAUAUCGCUACACUGAAAGCGAGUUUCAGGAGCUCCAGGAGGAAAUCUGUCACCUGGAGCACCGUGUUAAGGCUGAAAUAUCUGCCCAGCAGGCUCUGAAAGCAGAGCUGGAAGAGCAAAAAGCAACCCAGGAGCAGCUCGAAAAGAUCCUUCAGUGGUUUGAUAGCCUCGACAACAUCUGCCGAGAACAUGGGACCAGUAACCUCAAAGAAAGCUUUGCUUUCUUGAAGGGGAAUGCCACCAAAUUGCAAACUGUGAUGCAGGAGGUUGAAGAUAAAAGCAAGAAGUUGUACAAGAAGUGAUUGUGCUAAGGAAGCACUUGAACAGAAAGUCUGCCAUUAAGCUAAUAUGCCUUUUAUCCCCAUAUAAUAAAUUUGAAUUGUGUGCUAAAA
This is a messenger RNA of Heteronotia binoei (common prickly gecko), 1267 nucleotides long. It is a transcript of the gene MIS12, whose product is annotated as MIS12 kinetochore complex component. The transcript has 2 exons. The record is from RefSeq and is a predicted model, not a curated record. Gene Ontology annotation, biological process: mitotic sister chromatid segregation; protein localization to kinetochore; kinetochore assembly. The coding region runs from base 557 to 1177 and encodes 206 amino acids. Gene Ontology annotation, cellular component: nucleus; chromosome, centromeric region. Lineage: Eukaryota; Metazoa; Chordata; Lepidosauria; Squamata; Gekkonidae.